CAAAACAAGAGAAACUAACCAACAUAGGCGUCGGUAAAGAAAACUAUAUUCACAAUGCGAUCUUCUUCUAAGAUGGGGCCUUCAGCCCAUCUCAUUUGCGCUCUAGGAGUUAUCAUCAUGGCAACAAUGGUUGCUGCAUAUGAGCCAUACACGUAUAGUUCUCCACCACCACCGUAUUCUUCCCCAUCUCCUAAGGUAGAAUACGAGUCUUCCCCACCACCAUACGUUUCUCUACCACCACUACCAUAUAUCUCUCCAUCGCCUAAGGUUGAAUACAAAUCUCCUCCUCCACCAUAUGUCUACAGUUCUCCACCACCACCACCAUACUACUCACCAUCCCCCAAGGUUGAAUACAAGUCUCCUCCCCCACCAUAUGUUUAUAGCUCUCCACCACCACCAUAUUAUUCACCAUCCCCUAAGGUGGACUACAAAUCUCCUCCCCCACCAUAUGUUUACAGUUCUCCACCACCACCAUACUACUCACCCUCUCCUAAGGUAGACUAUAAGUCUCCCCCACCACCGUAUGUUUACAGUUCCCCACCACCACCUUACUACUCGCCUUCCCCUAAGGUUGAGUACAAAUCUCCUCCACCACCAUAUGUUUACAGUUCCCCACCACCACCAUACUACUCACCAUCUCCUAAGGUAGACUACAAAUCUCCUCCACCACCGUAUGUUUACAGUUCUCCACCACCACCAUACUACUCUCCAGCCCCUAAGGUAGACUACAAGUCUCCACCACCACCAUAUGUCUACAGUUCUCCACCACCACCAUACUACUCCCCAUCCCCUAAGGUAGACUACAAGUCUCCACCACCACCAUAUGUUUACAGUUCUCCACCACCACCAUACUACUCGCCUUCUCCUAAGGUGUACUACAAGUCUCCACCACCACCAUAUGUCUACAGUUCUCCACCACCACCAUACUACUCCCCAUCCCCUAAGGUAGACUACAAGUCUCCACCACCACCAUAUGUUUACAGUUCUCCACCACCACCAUACUACUCGCCUUCUCCUAAGGUGUACUACAAGUCUCCACCACCACCAUAUGUCUACAGUUCUCCACCACCACCAUACUACUCCCCAUCCCCUAAGGUAGACUACAAGUCUCCACCACCACCAUAUGUUUACAGUUCUCCACCACCACCAUACUACUCGCCUUCUCCUAAGGUGUACUACAAGUCUCCACCACCACCAUAUGUCUACAGUUCUCCACCACCACCAUACUACUCCCCAUCCCCUAAGGUAGACUACAAGUCUCCACCACCACCAUAUGUUUACAGUUCUCCACCACCACCAUACUACUCGCCUUCUCCUAAGGUGUACUACAAGUCUCCACCACCACCAUAUGUCUACAGUUCUCCACCACCACCAUACUACUCCCCAUCCCCUAAGGUUGUAUACAAAUCUCCUCCACCACCAUAUGUUUACAAGUCCCCACCACCACCAUACUACUCACCAGCCCCAAAGGUAAACUACAAAUCUCCACCACCGCCAUAUGUUUAUAGUUCUCCACCACCACCAUACUACUCGCCUUCUCCCAAGGUGUACUACAAGUCUCCACCACCACCAUACAUCUACAGUUCCCCACCACCUCCAUACUACUCACCAGCCCCUAAGGUACACUACAAGUCUCCACCACCACCAUACUACUCGCCUUCUCCUAAGGUGUACUACAAGUCUCCACCACAUCCUCAUGUAUGUGUUUGUCCACCACCUCCUCCAUGUUAUUCUCCAUCCCCUAAGGUUGUGUACAAGUCUCCUCCACCACCAUAUGUCUACAGUUCUCCACCACCACCAUACUACUCCCCAUCCCCUAAGGUUGUAUACAAAUCUCCUCCACCACCAUAUGUUUACAGUUCCCCACCACCGCCAUACUACUCACCAGCCCCUAAGGUAGAUUACAAGUCUCCUCCACCACCAUAUGUCUACAGUUCUCCACCACCACCAUACUACUCCCCAUCCCCUAAGGUUGUAUACAAAUCUCCUCCACCACCAUAUGUCUACAGUUCUCCACCACCACCAUACUACUCCCCAUCCCCUAAGGUAGACUACAAGUCUCCACCACCACCAUAUGUCUACAGCUCCCCACCACCAUCGUACUACUCACCUUCUCCUAAGGUGGACUACAAAUCUCCUCCACCACCAUAUGUCUACAGUUCCCCACCACCACCACCUUAUUACUCUCCCUCACCAAAGGUUGAGUACAAAUCCCCACCUCCUCCAUCAUAUUCACCUUCUCCAAAAACUGAGUAUUAAACCUCAUAAUCCUCAUCUUCGUAUUCCUAUUAUUAAAACAAUAAAUGCCAUUCUAAACUAAGCUACUGAAUUUUAUUUUAUUUCUUCUUUCCUUUUGUUCUUGAUGCUACUUGUAUCUUUUAAGUUUCUUUGGAUUUGGAUUAAAAUUUGGCUACAAAACCUUCAUAUGGUUUCAUGUUUUUUCUUUAAUAUGUGUAAAGAUUGCUUGAAAUCUGUAUGAAGAAUUCCUUCGCGAAUUUGAAUUUGUAGUGUGUAUUCUUGACUUUAUAACUUUGGAUAAUAAUUUAUCGAUCCAAUCCUCUUGUAUGGAAUGCAUACCUAAUUUGAAUGGAUAAAUGGAAAGUUUAAUUUCUUUAA
Messenger RNA from Camelina sativa (false flax), 2616 nucleotides. NCBI's taxonomy places the organism in Eukaryota, Viridiplantae, Streptophyta, Magnoliopsida, Brassicales, Brassicaceae. The record is from RefSeq and is a predicted model, not a curated record.